Molecule: messenger RNA, 1099 nt
Organism: Bradysia coprophila
Lineage: Eukaryota; Metazoa; Arthropoda; Insecta; Diptera; Sciaridae
Source: RefSeq, a predicted model, not a curated record
GUGCGCUGUAAACAGUUUUAAAUUCGAUGCGGAAUAGUUAAGUCGCAGUAUAAUCAAAAGCGCGGGUUCGGUUAAAAAAAAAAUUAAAUUAUUUUUUUCCGAUUUUUGUCGAUACAUAUUGUGUGUCUGUUUUGUUGAGCGCGUCGUCACCGUCUCCGGUGUAUAUUGUUACGUUUUCGGUAUAUUGAAUGUGGGAAUCGUGUUCAAAUUAUAUAGACCGUGUCAACAAGAAGGUGUGAUAAAUCAGAAGAAUCAAAGAAGAAUAGAACAAAACUAACGAGGACGUUGAAAGCUAUAAACGGAUAUAAUAUAAAGAGAACGGAUAUUAAGAAAGAUAAACUAAAUCACCCAAAAUGACCGAACCAAUUCUGAAAUCAUGCUGCAAAUUCAAUUCACUGGCCACCGGUUCCAUCAUAUCUGGUAUGUUGGGCAUUGUGCUGGCUAUCGCUUCGAUGAUUGUACUGUUCACCUUGCGCGUCGAAUUCCGGACGAUCGUAUUCGAUUGGUUCCCGCAGUAUGUGGUCAAAAUCAUCUUGGCCAUCAAUCUUUGCAUGACAAUAUUCAUAUCGAUAUUGUUGAUUGUCGGUGUGGUUAAGAGAAACCAUUACUUGAUGAUGCCAUGGGUCGUACUCGGAAUAACGAUCGCAAUCGGACUGUUAAUAUCGGUCAUUUACACCGCUGUUGUGUUCUUCAUCGAAGGAUUUAUUUUGGCUGGCUUUUUAUGGCUCAUUUUCGGAUUCCUAGCGUGUUUGAUCUACGCAUACAUGUGGAUGGUGGUCUACAGUCACUUUAUCGUUUUGAAAGAGGAACGGAGCAGAGGGCGCUACAAUAAACAACCGUAUCGAAGAUAACUUAAACUGUAAAACGAUGCAAUUUAUCGAUUACAAUACGAUCUAUGGGUCAAACUAAUGAUUUGACAAAAAUAUUAUCUUCAUAAGUGUAGAGCAAAGCGUUAACAAGUCAUUUACCAUUUUUAUAAUUAUACUUUAACAUAGAAACUGUUUAGUGUGGUAAGAAAGUUUAAAAUUUUAAUUUUAAUUUUUUUGUUGCGUUUAUGUUUCUGAAUGUUUUUUUUUGUAUUAAUUUAUUGUUAACAGAA